Molecule: messenger RNA, 1178 nt
Organism: Sodiomyces alkalinus F11
Lineage: Eukaryota; Fungi; Ascomycota; Sordariomycetes; Glomerellales; Plectosphaerellaceae
Product: alpha/beta-hydrolase
Exons: 2
Coding region: 176-961 (261 amino acids)
Molecular function (GO): hydrolase activity
Source: RefSeq, a predicted model, not a curated record
CUUGAAUGUUAUGCUUUUCCGGGGUUGUAAAGAACCAACGCCCACGUGCAAGGUAUCUAUAUUCUAUCUCUAUCUCACGGUCGACCCCUAUGCUCGUUAACCCAUUCUUCUCUGCUUCUUCCUCGUCCAUUAUUCCAGUUUCAGAAUUUAUCUAUCUCUGAGCCACCUCGUCAAAAUGGCAUCUUAUCCUCCCGGCCAGUGCUGUAUCCAGGGGUUCAGACACGAAGGCGAGGCAACCGGCCAAAUCAUCACCUUCGGCCCUGAAAAUGUGCAGGCCUACGUCGCCACCGCAGCACCUGACAAGGUCCGCAAUGGGUCCGGCAUCCUCUUCGUCCCUGACAUUUUUGGGCUCUGGCAAAACACCAAGCUAGUAGCCGACCAGUUCGCCGCCGAGGGCUACACCACCUUCGUCGUCGACGUCUUCAAGGGUGACCCGCUCCCCUACCCGCCCCCAAUGGACUUGAAUUUCCGCAAGUGGAUCGAGGAGGGUGACGACGGUAAACCCCCGCAUAACUCCGCUGUCAUCGACCCCAUCAUCCUUGAUGCUGUCCGCGCCCUGAAGGAACGUUACGGCGUGACCAAGGUCGGCGCCGUGGGUUACUGCUUCGGAGCCAAGUAUGUCGUGCGCCACUUGAACAAGACGUCUGGUAUCGACUCGGGAUUCUUUGCCCACCCCAGCUUCGUCACUCAGGACGAGCUCGCCGGUGUCCAAGGCCCCUUGUCCAUCGCCGCCGCUGAAGUCGACCAGCAGUUCCCCCCUGACCUGCGUCACUUGUCGGAAGAGAUCCUCCAGAAGAUUGGUCUGCCUUACCAAAUCAACCUCUAUUCCGGCGUCAGCCACGGAUUUGCUAUUCGCGCGGAUAUUUCUCAGCCCCAGCAGAAAUGGGCCAAGGAGCAGGCUCAUGCCCAGGCCGUUGCUUGGUUUGACCACACAUUACAGCUGAGUUCCGAGAAGCUGUGAUGACUUUACCACUGCUGUGUUCAUGCAGGCGGGCGGUGUACCUACCAUGGACUUAUGAAGGCGUGCAUUGCCCGUACUCUCCUCCGCAGCAUUUUGCAAGCAGCAUGAUAUAUGUCAGACUCGGACGAACAUGUACUGCAGAAACCAAUUAAAUUAGGUCCAUUCACCUUGAUUCCCGCGAGCUAUUGUUGUUGCGGAAUAAGUAGUGGUACAGGUC